AUGGCGAGCCUGUGCAAGAGGCAGCAAUGCACGGUAGAGAGGCGCGGCUUUCGGCAGGAACUUGACUCGUGGAGGCACAAACUCAUUCACUGUGUAGGGUUCGAGAGCAUCCUGGAAGGCUUGUUUGGGUCCGGACUAAUCGACAACAUCACCCUCUUUCAAGACUGCGAGCCCACGGAGGUUUCAGACUGGUCUUUUGAUGAGAACUGUCUCUUCUGCUGCUCGAGGCGGGAGAAAAAGGUGAAGAAGCGGACAGAAGAGGACCGUGUUGUGGACAGCCAGGUGAACCAGAGUGACGAGCAGUCUAGGAUCUGUCUGGAGAGGCAGGCACAAGACUUCCUCAAUGCUGUGUUGCACAGGAAAGAACUGCCAGGUUUCUCCGACCCUCAGAUCCCCCUAGUGGCUCGUGAGAUCAUGCACAGAAUGAUCCGCCAGUUCGCUGCCGAAUAUACCUCAAAAACUACUCAGGAAGACCCGCCAAACACCCCCAUCAAGGACCAAAGCCUGCUGCCGAGAGCGCCCUCUCUGGCCCCGGGCCCUGGGAGUCCCCAGGGGCCCCGGCCACUGAGCCCACUGGCCCUGCCUCCGCCAGAACCCAGCUCACCAUCCCCCUCACCCUCCUCCUCUUCAUCCUCCUCAUCCUCAGCCUCCUCCCCGUCACCCGCCACUCCUGCUGCUCCUUCUGCUAGCAGCGCUGCUACCGCUAGCGGCGCUAGCAGCGCUGCUACCGCGGCUGCCUCGGCCCAGAACCCAGUGCUCAGCAAGCUGCUGAUGGCCGCCCAGGACGCGCCGCUGGACCUCACCGUCCGCAAGGCCCAGGAGGAGCUGGAGCCCAGCCAGCAGGAUGGCGUCCUGGACCUCUCCACCAAGAAACAUCACAGCAUCCUCAAAACCUCGCCUGGCCUCUCCUCCUCGCCCACCGUCAAGGGGAGAUCCAUCGGACUGGACCGAGCCUCCAGGGACCUGGACGAGGAGGACGGCCCGCUGCCAAGAAGCUUGCAGGACGGGCGGAGGGACCUCUCCAUCAGCUCUACCUCCCUCAAGCCACCCCUGGCCCGCUCGCUGGUCAUCAAGGAAGAACUCCGGAGCCAGAAGCACCGCCUCCUCAGCCAACCCGCCGCACUCUCAUUGGCUAAUCUGGAGUCGGUCGGUUUGCUCAACCACGGGCAAGCCCAUUCACUCCUGAGCCGGGAGAGCUCCGGGUCCCCGUGGGGGGGGAAAGCCCGCCUGGACAACCUGCUGAAGCUGAAGCAGGCCAGCGGCUCUCUCUGCGGGGCCCUCGGCGACCUCAAGGAGCUGCCUCUGUUCCUGGAGAACCACCACCACCACCACCACAACCACCACGGCUCCUCCAAGGGCUCCGCGCACCACCACCACCACCACGGCCACCUGCAGAUCUCCAAAGCCUACCACCACCACAACCACGACAGCAAGCGAGAGCAGGGCCACUCCCCCCCUGUGGACCUGAAGAUCCCCCAGGUCCGCGGCGUGGACCUCUCCUGGGAGAGCCACGCCUCCGACCUCUUCGGCUACGGGCCGCUGGGGCUGGGGGGCAGCAGCCUCGCCGAGAACGCGCUCAGCCGCAAGCUGAGAGCCAUCCUUCCCAAGCAGAACCACCGAGGAGGUCUGGGGGGCUUGCUGGAGGGGGCGUCCGACUACUGGAGCUCCUCCGAGCUGGACCACCCCGGCUCCGGACCGGCCUACUCCAACUGCGACCUGGAGGGAGACUCGGUGUCGAAGCAGCCCAGGAAGAAGAGGGGCCGGUACAGGCAGUACAACAGCGAGAUCCUGGAGGAGGCCAUCGGCGUGGUGAUGACCGGGAAGAUGAGCGUGUCCAAGGCGCAGAACAUCUACGGCAUCCCGCACAGCACCUUAGAGUACAAGGUGAAGGAGCGCAUGGGCACCCUGAAGAACCCCCCAAAGAAGAAGCUGAAGCUGAUGAUGAGGAUGGAAGGGGGCCCGGACUCCGCCGCCGAGUCCGAGAACACGCCCACCACCACGCCCCGCGACGACGAGCCAGCGCUGGCGGCCGCCGAGCUGAACGACGACUAGGCCGGGAGGGAUUAGCCGGACGAGCAUUUAGUCAAACCAAGUGAUGGAGCGGCGAGAAUAGAAAAAAUGUUAUAAACCUCAAAAACAAAGUGACUGAAGUGAUUUGCAAAACAAAUGGGGCUUUAUUUGUGCCAAUUUACUUUGCAGUAUCUGGGUGAGCACAAAUGCAGGGAUAAGAGAUGAGGAGGAUUCUGGAGUAAUACUAAACUAAUCGUCUGGCUUUUUAAACAUGUGUCACUUGAGCAAGACUAUACAAGCGUUUGUUCAGCUUUUAGAUCCAGGAGCUCAACAAAUGCAAAUGGAGACGAGUCAUGAGACAAUUAAUGACAUUUUUGUAAGCAUGCUGAUAAUCCCUUCCCCAAAAACAACCCCCAACCCUUUCCAAACUUGUUAGACUGGUCCAACCCUGCUUUUAAAUGCAGUUUGGUCUAUGGGACAUUCCAAUCUAAAGAAAAUGAGGCAGGGAGGUUGAAAAUGUCACCCUUUUGAACAGACAGAUAAAUUAAGACCUCCCCUCUCUAUUGGACGACUAGUUAAGUGGUAAGUGAUUUGUCUAUUCUUUUUAAAGAAAACUGUAAAGGUUUAAUCAUGCAAUUGAAAUUUCUCACAUGGGUUUUAAAUCAAAGCCCACUCUCUAAUUGCCAGAUAGCCAUUACGCUUUAACUGCAAUCUUUUUUUUCCUCCUUACAUAUUCUGCUAUUUUCUAUGUGGACGAAAGCAACAUUAACCCAUCCUUUUGAAGGAAAAGACACAAAGUCAUUCAGGGAUGCAUGUUUGUGAGUUUCGUAGAUACUACUGACUUUUAGCAUAGACUUAUUUUCCUCUGUCUUUAUUUUUAACUCAUUAUUUGCUUUCUUUUGCACUACACUUUGGGUCUGGCGCUUACAGACUAGGUUACCUCGGCAUUUUGCCCUAGCAUCAUGCACUUAUUAUGGUCUGUCUCCGUACCCCUGUACCAAGUUAGAGAUACCGCAAGUCACCUGCAGUAGUUGAUACAGAAUUAGCGCCAAGAUACCCCCGGUAUUUCCUCAAGGCAUGAAUUUUAAAUUUAAUCGGAUUCUGGAUCAGCAAUUUUUUAGGUUGACUGCUUCCUCAUGUACCUCUGACAGUGUCACACCUUUUGACCUGGUGUCCCUGAGAUUGCUCUCCUAUUCGGGAGCGGAUUCAGCUCAUCCCUGGAUGAUUGGAUGAAGCUAGCUGGUGAGCUAGCAAUGGGCUUCACAGGACCAGAAUGUGAAACCCUGCUGCUAUCAAGCUGAUUACCUACCUUUCAAGGCUUAAACUAGCUGCAGCGGACAGCUUUCAGCCAACCCUAGCUAAAUGGCUAAAGCUAAUAGAUCCCCCUUACCUCUUUUACUGGUACAUUUGACCAAAUCCUUGAUUUUAAGAGUUGAUUUUAAGAGUUCAAGACAAGUUUCAGCAAGUUUUUAGGGCAAUUCAUCUCAAUAAUAAGUGACGUUAAUUUGGCGUUAAUCUCAGCAUGGUGUGUUUAAGAUACUACUAGCCAUUAUAAUCCUCAUGCUACUCCGAAUUUAUUUUCAACUCAGGGUAACUGAGGCAGACAAUUUGGGUUAAGAACGACAACAUCUCCUGCAGGACCUAUAAGUGAGAGGCAGGAGAAGAGGCGUAUCAUUCAUGUUAGCUUAGAGGGGUAUCGAGGACCACAGAAUAUUGGUGAGAUUUAGCUGUAGGGCAGACAUAACAGCGGCAGAUCAUUAAGGACACACUUAAGUUGGGCUUGAAGUUUGGGCCGAUGAAUUUCUGAAAUUGCACCUUUCUGAAACUUGACAAGGAGACAGGCAGAAGUAUCUGAUGUUAUGCAUGGUUCUUUGUUUUGGUUGCGGUAUGGUUGAGGCAUCUCAGACACUUUUUCCUCAAAACCACAAAGCCACAGGAUGACACCUUGAACUAGUAGAUUUCUGUCCUGUUGUCUAGUCUUCUGCCCUACCCCUUCCAAAGCACCAGGGACUGACAGGAAGUGAGAAACACAUUUCAGGAAGUGAGAAAAAUCCUUUAAAAAAGAAAAAUACACUUUUCUAUGAGUAAAAAACAACAAUUAGGAAAAAAGCUUUUAUCUGCGUCAAUCUGCUUUUAGCCUACUCUCGGCCUGUGGUAAUGUUGCUCUUGGCCCCUGACACUGCCUAGUGCUCACCCAGCCCACCAGGUUUAAAACAUGACAAUUGUCUUUCUUUUUUUGUAUUUUGUUGUAUUCAUUUCAGAUCAGAUGAAAUCAUCUCUUGAACUGUAUUGUGUAUUUUAUUUAUUCGAUUUUGAUUGUCUGAUUGUUAUUGUGUUCCUGCUUUUCAAAUGGCAUGCACCCGUCUAGUUUCGGCUGAGAUUUGGGGAGUAAAUCAGUACAAGGUAGUGAUUUAACGAAGACAAAUCAAAUGAUUGAAUCUAUACCUCGUUGAAACAAAUCAAUUAUUCAGAAUACGAUGACUAAUCAUGUGUAGCCCUUGAUAAACACAAUCUUCACUGAACUCUCUCUGUUGAUGGCAGUAGGCUUGUGAGCAGGUUUCCUUGGCGACGGCAGAGAGCAGCAUGCGACCAAACCUCAUGCAUGCAAUGCGUCCAACACUUUGACAAUGCCGAGCAUUUGAAGUGUCUAAAAGAGAUUUAGGUGCGUGGGAGUGGGGACGGUGGUCCAUUCUAGCGUCAAGACAAUGCUCAUAGCAAAAAUGUAAAUCUGGUUGUUGAAAAGUAAUUCAACCCUUUGAUUUUAAAAAACUCAACGCCAGAUGGUUACACACCACGAUUUGGACAUAAGAUUCAUCAAUGUUUCCGUGUACAAUUACUCGUACAAUUGGCACUUAUACUGUGACCCAGUGCACAGACAAUUUGGCUACAAGAGCACUUACAUUGACCUCCCCUGUGAGGGGAAUUUCUGAAAGGCCAAACUCUUUUCCUUCUAAUCGUCACGAAGAACCGUUAAUUGGAAUUAAUUAAUUAGAAAACUGAUUUAUUGUAAUAAUUAUACUUAUUAGAAUAGAUUAAAGCAAGCUCCAUGAUGCAGCCGGAUCUAAUGAGGUGCACGCCAUUGAAAAUGUAUUUGUCCUAUUCCACGUUUUGGUUUUCGUAUUGAUUGUUCACCUAUGGAUCGUUGAUCUAUGGAUUGUUCUUAUUGUUCUUUGGUUAACGAAUCUCCCUGUCCGAAGCCGUUCUCUUUCUACCUGAGUCUCACCUCAUUCUCUUGACAAACAAAAACCUCAUUAUCAAUGAUAUUCAAGAAAAAAAAGCAGUAAACAUCUAUUUAUACAUUUAUUUAUACACUCACACACAGACACACAUAUACGUAUAUGUUAUAUAUGGAUAUCCAUAUAAACCUCAUCCUAUGAAUGUAACGCACAGUUGAACAGCCCAACCUCAUACCGCCGAGCUUGACUCAAAGUAACGGCCCAGUUAGCUGAUUUUAGACCGUUUUCCUCGUUGCAUUUCCUUUUCCGAUCCCGCGUUGUAUUUCUGAUGUGGCCACGCACCAGUAGCCUUCAGUACUGUAAAACGACUCAGGAACGAGCCAGGAGUAGGGGCAGCAAUACCUUUUAAGUUUGAACACAGACCUAACUACCUGCACUAGAUGGACUGGAACAGACAUCUUUGCUAUACACCCACUUGGCUGAACGUGACCAAGCGUUAUACCUCAAUCUUCGAAACAAAAAACGUUUUUCUUUCCGUGCCUCAAACUCGGGUCCCUCGCAGGUAAACCUGGCGACAGGACAGCUGAUACUCUGGGAAAUAUGUAAUAAGCUCCUUCUUUUGUUGCUGGUUCAUUUCAUCACGUUUUUUGCUUGGCUUUGUUCACCUCUUUCCUGAGACCAGGAGAGAAGCCUCAUUAAUACAUCCAAAGCCGUUUUAGGAAAUUCUUUCUUUCUUUCUUUCUUUUUUGUUUUUAUAUGAGUGGCAGACUUGAAGAGAAUAUAAUAGAAACAGCAGGGAUUUAGCAACGCUUGUGCUGUCUGUGCCGUCUCUCACAUACAGUGACUUUAUGUUUCCGGUUUCCCAACCAGAUACAGAGUUCCCUCCUCUGGUUUCAGCCUGAGGCCGGAGCAGAAGAAUUAGGUUUGACACACCCGUGGAGAGAACAGGGUUCCUAUUAGGUUUAUCUAUGAUGUCCUAUUCUCUUCUGUUUUUGGUUGGUAACGGGAAACUCCAGUUAGAAACCUGAGAGACGUAUGUGUGUGUGUGUGUGUGUGUGUGUGUGUGCUACUUACACCUACACACACACACAAUCUCCAAAUAGAGACCCAGACGGGAGAUGAGGGACAGGUGGAGAAGUUAACCCAUUUAUUUUUUGGUGUAUUUUUGUUUUCUUUUUUAAUCUACUGUCUUAUCAAUGUCUUUCGAAAAAAAGUUGUUUUAACGAUGCAUUCCAAACGGAAUAACUAUUCCCUCCACACAAAUGUAACUUUCUCAGAUGUUAACUGACAGACCUCUAUACAUAUGAAAAUAUCUAUUUAUUUCACUGUUCUGUGUCUUCACGUAUGCCAAUCCAAUGUUUUUGUUCAUUUGUAUAUUUUGGGAUAUUUCAUUUUUUUGCUUCUGUUCUAGCGUGUGAGAGAUUGUCAAAAAACACACACGGUAAAAAAAAAGAAGAAGAUGAAGAAGAAGAAAUGUUUUAAGCGGGAAAAAAAAGCAACGACUGAAACCUCACUUUCUGGCCAAGAAGGGCAGGCCAUCUCAACCUCAUCGGUGGCCUGUCACGUGCAGCAGAGACCCCUCGGAACACGUGCACACGUUUGUGUAUAUUUCUAUGAACGCCAUGGUGGAGCACUUCCCUCCCUGGGGGAGGGGGAAGGCUGGGACGAUCGUUGUCAUGGUCAUGCUGCGUUUUGGUUGUCAAGCAUACCUCAGGUCCAACCACUUCAAAGCAGCUGAUUGUACACCAACUCAACAAAUACUCAGACACACACACACACACACACACACACACACACACACACACACACACACACACACACACACACACACACACACACACACACACACACACACACACACACACACACACACACACACACACACACACACAAAGACAAACACACCAAAAAAAGAAUACACAAGAUUUCUGUUCAGAUGUAACUGUUUGAUGCAGUUGUUUUUUUUAUUUCAUUUUUUUCAUUUGCUGUCGAUGUUCGUGUGUAAUGAGUGUAUUGCUGUUGUCGUUGAUGUUGUUGUCGGUUGUUGGUAAGCGGACGGCAUCUCCCAUUGUUAGGGGAGGGGGUGGGGAAACAGCUGUAUUCACAAGAGCACACACACACAAACAAACGCACACACACCCCCCUCUCUCGCUUCAUCAGGUUGACCCGUGUGUGUGGGCUGGCUACAUGUGUGUUGUUACAGCAACCCCUCAGGAUGCUGGCUCCGGGCCCUCUAAGGGCCCAUUCUCCCCACUCUCUCAGACCCGAGGGCCGGCCAAUCUGGUCCCUGCCCCAACUCAGAGGAAAGGACUUUCUUUUAAAGUCACAUACUUAUGGAUUUCUAUGACCCUUUGCCAACGGAUGAUGUGUUUGUACGACCUGCUUUUGUACCUGUUUAUCUUUGAACCCUUUGACCUCACUGGCCGCCUGCUCUGGCUUCACGUAGUGCUGUCUCCCACUGGUAUCCUGCUCUGGCUGUCUGGGACACGCGUUUGAAACAUGCUUUCUGGAGACGAGCCUGUAAGCGUCUCGGUGAAGUUAAGCUUAAGUUUGAGUCACCGCACUCACCAUCGCCCCCGCGGAGGCCCCGGGGGUCUAGCUCCAUGUCUGGAGACGGGAGGACUCACAGGGUAGCCUCCAUUCCUCCAGCCCCCUCUCCGCCGGGGGCACAGUGAGAGGGCACCUCCAGAGAAGCAUGUCUCAACCUUUUACCUGCACCGCUUCUAAACUGACGGCUUUGUCUGUCCAGGCAUUGCCUCGUCAUUUUCCUGCCCGUGUGCCUGUUGAGGCAGCGGAGAUGAGGAGAUGGUCUCACCGUGAGGUCCCUCUACGGGGGGACCGAGCGUGUUAAAUGUCAAAGCUUCUUGUGGGGAGGUGGAGAGUGCUCCGUGGAGACCUUAAAGGGCAGAUACGCCUCUUCAAUGGUUCAGAGCGGCCGCAAUCAACACCGCCACUCUCACCCCUCGCGUGGAUCUGUCCGCUGCUCAAAUCCCUUACACGAGUCUGCCGCUAUUAUUCGAUCGCACAGGGUCGCAAAGCCUUUACUAUAGCCUGACCCAUCGGCUGCCUAAGGGGCAUUUAUACCUGUCCCCCGAAAUCUGAAAUCAAAUUUUAAAACUUGACUUAAACAAAAACUGUUUGUUCAUGAAUAUUGGAGUUAAUAAUCCUUACAUUAUUUUCAAAAUGCAUUUAAAAUAAACCGUCUCUAAUGGAUACAUGCAUAUAUAUAUAUAUAUAUAUAUAUAU
Messenger RNA from Gadus chalcogrammus (walleye pollock), 8432 nucleotides. It is a transcript of the gene lcor, whose product is annotated as ligand dependent nuclear receptor corepressor. Gene Ontology annotation, molecular function: DNA binding. NCBI's taxonomy places the organism in Eukaryota, Metazoa, Chordata, Actinopteri, Gadiformes, Gadidae. Gene Ontology annotation, biological process: regulation of transcription by RNA polymerase II. Gene Ontology annotation, cellular component: nucleus. Bases 1 to 2052 code for a protein of 683 amino acids. The record is from RefSeq and is a predicted model, not a curated record. The transcript has 8 exons.